UGUACUAAUGUGACAUGUACAGAAGUUAUCACCGCAGAUAAGCGACUUCUAAUAAAUGAUCCUGAUGUCAUGACUCAAAUAAAACAAAUGUCUUUGGAGUUACAAUCUCUUAGACAGAAAACGACACAACUGGAACAGGAAAGUACUCAAAUGAAACAGGAACUUUCUCAAAAGUCCUCAGAAGUAAACCAAAUGAAACUGGAUCUUGGAUCAGCCAACAAUAAAAUAACACAGUUAGAAAACUCAAAUUCGGGAUUUGGUUCUGUUUAUACAAGAUGGGGGAGAAAGGACUGUCCAUCAAACGGAACAGAGAUUGUUUAUACAGGAGUUACAGGUGGAGGCUACUAUGGUAAUACGGGAGCUGCUGCUAACUAUGUUUGUUUACCUCACGACCCAGACUUCAUUCAGGGUGAUACACCUGGUGGCGAUGCAACAAUAUACGGGAGUGAAUAUCAAGACAAUCAUUUCGGUCAUAAUUUAAUUGACAAUGAUGUGCCUUGUGCAGUUUGCAGAGCAAUAACAAAGUCAUCGGUGCUGAUGAUUCCAGGCAAAACAAAAUGUUAUGGAGACUGGAACCGAGAAUUUUACGGAAGAUUGGCAGCAGGAGCCGAUGGCCAUGUGGCUGCAUCUGAAUAUGUUUGCGUUGAUCACCAGGCGCAAUACAUAGAAGGCGGUGCUGCUGAUACUAAUGGAAAACUUUUCUAUAAGGUCGGGGCUAAAUGUGGGUCAUUACCGUGUCCACCUUAUUAUGAUAAAGCACCGAUGUCAUGUGUUGUUUGUUCAAAGUGAACGUAGUAUGUUAAGCCUGUACAUGUAUGGCAAAGCUUAAUGAGU
Molecule: messenger RNA, 834 nt
Organism: Mytilus trossulus (common blue mussel)
Lineage: Eukaryota; Metazoa; Mollusca; Bivalvia; Mytilida; Mytilidae
Exons: 4
Coding region: 70-789 (239 amino acids)
Source: RefSeq, a predicted model, not a curated record